AUGGCAGACUUUUCCAAAGGAAGUUGGUCACUUGUAGAAUCAGAUGCUGCUAUUUAUACAGAUUUGUUAAAAAAUUUAGGAGUUUUUGGUGUUAAAGUUGAAGAAUUACAGUCACUUGACGAAAGUUGUUUUUCUAAUUUACAUCCUGUUUAUGGAAUUGUACUUUUAUAUAAAUGGAGACCAGGAGAAACCACAUGUGGUAAUGUUAAAAAAUCAGUUGAUGGAAUGUUUUUUGCACAACAAGUUAUUGCAAAUGCAUGUACUACACAAGCUUUAAUAAAUCUCGUUCUUAAUAUUACUGACGAAAAUGUAAAUGUUGGAAAGAUACUUGAUGAUUUUAAAAGUCAAACAAUGCUUUUUGAUCCUGCUUCUCGUGGAUUAUGUUUAGGAAAUAAUGAAGCAAUUAGAGAAGUUCAUAAUAGCUAUGCUCGUCAAUAUUUUGAAGGCGAGGUUACGAUACAUCCUGACAAAGAAGAAGCCUUUCAGUAUGUAACAUUUAUUCCAUUUAAAGGUCGUAUUUAUGAAUUGGAUGGAUUACAUGAAGCACCCAUUGAUCAUGGUGAUUAUGAUAUUGUUAAAGGUUGGCUUCCAAAUGUUAUUAAUUGUCUUCAAAAACGAAUCAAGACAUAUAUUGAUGGAGAAAUUAACUUUUUAUUGCUAGCUGUUUGUGCUGAUAAACUUCAAAAGAUGGAAAAGGAUUUGGAAAUUUUAAAAGCUGCUCCAAUGGAAGAUGAAACAAAUAGACAAAUAAUGGAACUUGAAGGUGAAAUACAAAUAGAAUUAGAAAAAAAAGAAAUUAUACGGAAAGAUAAUAUGAGAAGAAGAUACAAUUAUAUUCCGUUUUUGACAGAAUUGAUGAAAGUUCUAGCAAAAGAAAAAAAAAUAACUCCAUUGAUUGAACAAGAAAUAAGAAAAUUAUAA
This is a messenger RNA of Strongyloides ratti, 921 nucleotides long. Its product is annotated as Ubiquitin carboxyl-terminal hydrolase isozyme L5. Lineage: Eukaryota; Metazoa; Nematoda; Chromadorea; Rhabditida; Strongyloididae. Gene Ontology annotation, cellular component: cytoplasm. Gene Ontology annotation, biological process: ubiquitin-dependent protein catabolic process; protein deubiquitination. Bases 1 to 921 code for a protein of 306 amino acids. The record is from RefSeq and is a predicted model, not a curated record. The transcript is spliced from 2 exons. Gene Ontology annotation, molecular function: cysteine-type deubiquitinase activity.